CCGAUGGCCCCAAAGAAGAAGGAAGAACCCAAACCUGCAGCAGCAGCAGCAGCAGCAGCACCUCCCAAACCCCAAGAGCCCGAGCCGCCUAAGACGCCGGCCUUUGACCCGGCAACAAUCACGCUGGAAUUCACCCCGGAGCAGAUUGAGGACUUCAAAGAUGCUUUUCAGCUGUUCGACAGGACACCAGCCAAUGAAAUGAAAAUCACUUACGCCCAGUGCGGUGAUCUGAUCAGAGCUUUGGGCCAGAACCCCACCAACACGGAGAUGAUGUACGUCCUCGGGAAGCCGACCCCCGAAGAAAUGCAAACCAAAAUGCUUGACUUUGACCAGUUUCUGCCCAUGCAUCAACACAUCUGCAAGGCCAAAGACCAGGGGACGUAUGAGGACUUUGUGGAGGGUCUGCGGGUAUUCGACAAGGAGGGGAACGGCACGGUGAUGGGGGCGGAGCUCAGGCACGUCCUGGCAACACUCGGUGAGAAGCUGAGAGAGGACGAGGUGGAGCAGCUGAUGCAAAACCAGGAGGAUGCCAAUGGAUGCAUAAACUACGAAGCGUUUGUGAAGUACGUCAUGGCGUCUUGAAGUGAGUUCGUUCCUCCUCCACCACGGAGCAUCGCAGAUGGAUCUCUGCACUCAUCAGUGUUUCACCUGGUUUUUCCCUAAGGCCGCCUGUGUUUCAUGUUGUGCACACAUUGCACCUUACCCACGUUCAAAUUGUAGAUCGUGGUAAAUAAACAAAUACAUUGUGAUGGUGUUCUUUUUUUCACGAGGGAACGGGUUAUGAGAAAGAAUAGAUGGAAGGAAAAUAAAGGGUUUGCAUCAUUGAAGGUUAAAUUAAAAGGAUAAAUGAGGAGAAACAUGUGAAUUGUUUGUACCCCACAGAAACAUCGGUUUUGAAUUAAGGUCUCUUAUUAACAACUUUCUGUAUUCUAUGUUACAGAUUACAUGUGUGUUUAGAUAGAAUUAAAAAAGAUUACAUCAGUUGAAACCUAAUGUAUUUUUUGCAAUGAAGUUAAAUUUAUCAAAACAAAAUGUUGGAGAAUAAAAACCACACAGAACAAAGGUCAUUUGAUGUUUGU
This is a messenger RNA of Pungitius pungitius (ninespine stickleback), 1079 nucleotides long. RefSeq names its product myosin, light chain 13 (gene myl13). The record is from RefSeq and is a predicted model, not a curated record. Gene Ontology annotation, cellular component: myosin II complex. The coding region runs from base 4 to 582 and encodes 192 amino acids. Lineage: Eukaryota; Metazoa; Chordata; Actinopteri; Perciformes; Gasterosteidae. Gene Ontology annotation, molecular function: calcium ion binding. The transcript has 5 exons.